AGGAACAAAAACAUCCAGAAGGUUCAAAUUCUUCAAUUGAAAUCUGACAAUGUCUUCAUUGAUUGGGCGCAAUGGGUGCCGAGUCCACAGCGCCCCAUUGGCCAGGCGCUUCGCAGUUUUUAGUUCUCUUUUGUUUGUUUUCAGCUCUUGGCAGUACAAAGCAUUUCCCUGUCAGCUUGCUGCUGCUGUUCCCUUUGGCAUCGGCUCAGGAGCAGAUGAUGGGUGCUCCAAGUCCUAACUCUUUGCUGCAAGAUCUGCGGAGCAUGCAGUUUCCUGGAUCCCCGGGUGGUGGAUUUCAGGGAGUUCAGCAGCAAAUGGGAACUGGGUUGGGUUUAGGGAACCAGGUGGGCCAAGGAUUAGGUGGAGUUGGCUCAAUGCAAGGUCAAAUGGGUGGGGGCAUUGGCCAGAUGGGUGCAAACCAGAUGGGCUUUGGCCAAAUGGGUAUGGGUCAAGGAAUGGGUCAGGUGGGCGUCGGCCAGAUGGGUAUGGGUGGACAGAUGGGGGUUGGCCUGACAGGAGGACAGAUGAGUGCUGGGCAGAUGGGAAACCAAAUGGGUGGAUUUGGUGGCUUGCCUGGUCUAGGUGGUCUUCCGCAGGGAAGUAUGGGCAUGGGCGGACAGCCAAUGAUGGGUGGACAGCCGAUGAUGGGGGGCCAGCCGAUGAUGGGCGGGCAGCCCGGAUCAAUGGGAGCUGGGGCCAAUCAGUUCCAAAUGCCUGGACCCCACACUGGUAUGGCCUUUCAGCAAAGUCAGGUCCCUCAACCUGCAGAUGAGAGGACUUUGGAAGAUCUUGCCUGCGCAACUGGCCCUUACCGUGAAAUUUGGGGUGCCGCGAAAAACAUAUUCCGGAAGGUUUUUGAGGAGACCUUGCCGUGGCAACCACUUCCAAGAGAAAGACUGUCUUUAGCAAUGGAGUCCGCUUUGCAACUGAUCAAGUCUGCAAACGCCAUGACUCCACAGACUGAAGAAGAGUGCGGCUUGGGAAAAUUGACCAUUCAACUUUUCUCUUUCGCAUCCAUUGAUGAGCCCCAAGUGCUGCUACAGCUAUUCGCUGGGUUCGAGCAACUGGCAUCACCAGUGCUUACAAUGCUCCUGGAUAUGCCAUGGGCAGCUCUCUCACAAACAGGGUGGCCGAUUGUGGCAUUGCUUGCUCAAAUAAAUCUGCGCAAAGCGCAGUUGGGCGCACUCAAUGAUGAAAAAAUUGAUGGGCUGGACACGCCGGUUGGCCGUCAAUUUCAGGCGCAGCUUUUGGCAGCACUCGCAGCCAGGGAUGGAGCGGCUGCGCAAGAUGCAGCUGGAGCCUAUUUGUCCACAGCUCCACAGUCUGAAUCAGAAAGUGCCUUGGGUUCUUUGACUGCGUUGGCCGCCCAGGCUUUGGCAUCCCCAGAUCCACAGGAGCGUUUGCAAAUCCUUGAUGUGCUUCAACAGGCUUUGAAGCAGGUGAUUGGAAGUGGAGCCGAAUUAGAUCUGGCGCUAAGCACGAAAUGGCCUUUGUGGGGCAUCCUGCACGUUGCCAUGGACGCGUUUGCCCAGUAAGAUCGUCGUCAGUGGUGACCAGAGAGCUCGCUGCUGGUCGAGAUCAA
Molecule: messenger RNA, 1582 nt
Organism: Durusdinium trenchii
Lineage: Eukaryota; Dinophyceae; Suessiales; Symbiodiniaceae
Source: the annotation of a GenBank genome assembly